AUGGCGAAGGCUUACCCGGAGUUAUGCGCGUCAACACACGGAUCGGCAAAGAAAACAAAGGAACAAAUGUUACAUGAUACCUUUUUGGGAGCUAUUGACAAUGCAAUGAGUCGAAAGAUAAAGAGCGACAGUAAACAACGAGAUUUAAAUUUAACACAACUUUCUGAAGAAUUAGAUCGGCUCGAGCUAAUUUAUAAAACAACAGCGCCAAAAGUAAACCUCGAAGUAAACAAUUUCAAAACGACAGGGGAAGCAGACGAAAUAUCGUUAAGAAAGAUAAUCAGAGAAGAGGUAGCAGCCGCCCUAUCCAAAGAAAACGAUGGAAGUCGGGAAACGGAGGACGAAACAAAACGUACGGUCGGGUUCGUUGGAAAGAGAAAUUUCCCGCCAAAACCUAGGAAAUUUCCCGCCAAAACCGGUAAAAAUCAAGCGUGUUUCCACUGCCAGUCGCCUGAACAUUUUCGGAGAGACUGUCCAUUUAAAGAUCUUUGUCAACGCUGCUGGCAAAAGGGCCAUACAGCACCAUCUUGCCAUGCUACAAGCCCUCGCCCUUCGCCGUCUUUAAACUCCAAGGCGGCUGGGAACAAUCGUCAGCAAAAAUAAAUUCGUUCUCAGCCGCGAAGAAAUUUAUUACACUAACUGGUACAGUUGUUCAGUCUGGAAGCAGAGAGUUCAAGCAUGAGUUUAUUUGUGAUUCUGGAGCAGAGGUUUCAGUUAUUCCAACGGCGUUAGCACAAGAACAUUACAUGAAAAUUCAACCAACUACACGUCACGUAGAGAUGGCUAAUGGGACACACGCAGAAUGCAGAGGUGUGGUUCAAACAUCAGUUACGGUAGGGACAAAUAGUUGUAUAUUGAGUUUUUUUGUGGUAAGUGGUGUUCAAAACGGGAUUCUGGGCUUGGACUCUUUGGGAAAAUUGGGUGUAUCGUUGAACACAGGAAAAAAAUUGGCAACAAUAGAUGGGGCCCAACCUGUGUUACAACCGGAAGUAGAUACCCCUCAGGAAAUGCUAAAGUGUUGCUACAUACGAGUUGCGGAAAGUCGUGAUAUUAAGCCAUUUGAAGAAAUAUUCAUUUGGGGUAAAUUGGAAAAUAAGAAUGAAAAAUUUACUAGAGAUUCGUAUAUCGAAGGUACGGAACAUUUUCAGCAGAGAACUGGGCUUCUUACAGCCCCGAUAAAGAUUUCGGCAGAAAUGAUGAACGAUGAAAGUAAAAUCCCCAUAUGCGUACUAAAUACCACUGAUAAAUCAAUCAGAGUUUAUAGAGAACAAACUGCGGCCACAAUUCAGGAACUGCCAAGUACCCAAAACAUAGGACAUAUUUCAGAGUCAAAUAUGGGGGGAAAUAAUCCAUCAUCACAAUAUGACCCAGUUCCAGAAGUAUCAGUUGGUGAACAAUUGACAACACAACAAAGAGAAAACCUAGAAGUUUUAAUUCGAAAAAAUACACAAGUUUUCGACUACCCAGGAAACAGUGGGUUCACCACAACAAUAGAGCACACAAUACCCACAGCCGUAUCUGAUCCAAUUGUGUGCCACCCCAGACGACACAACCUGGGGUUAACACAAAAAAUUAAUGAAGCAGUAGGAAACCAUGUAAAGUCGGGACAUUUGACACCCUCUAAGUCCCCUUGGGCAUUUCCAAUUGUACCUGUAUUGAAACCAGAUAAAACAGUUCGAUUGUGUGUAGACUACAGACCACUUAACAAAAUUACCCAGAAUGACCCAUAUCCAACUGGAAAUUUGCAAAAGGUUCUAGACAAUCUAUCAGGUGCUAACUAUUUUAGUGUUAUUGACUUGGCCCAAGGUUAUUUGCAGGUCCCACUGGCCAAGGAAGAUCGACCAAAGACAGCGUUUCGAUCACCUACUGGGUUUUGGGAAUGGACAAGAAUGCCAUAUGGUUUAAAAGGAAGUCCGGCAACUUUUUCUCGGUUGAUGCAGAAGGUUCUAGGACACAUUCCACCACAUCGGUUGGCAUUGUACAUGGAUGAUAUCUGUAUUAUUAGCAAAACGUUUGAGGAACAUUUGGUAAAUCUCCAGGGAGUAUUUGAUGCAUUGCGACAGCAUGGAUUACGAGUUAAAGCUAAGAAAUGUGCUUUCGCAAUGAAAGAAGUGAAAUUUCUUGGACACAAAGUUUGCAACAAGGGUGUGCAGCCAGAGGAACAUAAAGUAAAGGCAAUUCGUGCAUGGGUUGCACCAACUUGUCUUAAAGAGGUGCAAAUGUUUUUGGGUGCAGUUGGGUGGUAUCGGAAGUUUAUCAAGGAUUUUAGUACAAUUGCUCGACCAUUAACAUGGCUUUUGGAGAAAGAUGUCACAUUCACUUGGGGUAAGGAGCAAGAUGAUGCAUUCAAUACACUAAGACAUGAGUUGGUUAAAGCUCCAGUAUUAGCCCAUCCUGACCCCACUCGACCCUUUGUUGUUACCACGGAUGCAAGUAAAGUGGGUCUGGGUGGUGAACUAUCACAAGAAGAUGCACAAGGACAAUUACAUCCGGUUGCAUAUUUCAGUCGUGCAUUGACCAAACGAGAACGUUCAUAUCCAACUUAUGACAGAGAAGUGAUGGCUAUGCGAGACACGCUUAAGCAUUUUCGGUAUUAUCUGUUAGGAGCACAAGUAGUGAUGAGGACCGACCACAAACUCUUCUAA
Paramuricea clavata is the source of this 2645-nucleotide messenger RNA. The record is from the annotation of a GenBank genome assembly. Lineage: Eukaryota; Metazoa; Cnidaria; Anthozoa; Malacalcyonacea; Plexauridae.